Molecule: messenger RNA, 513 nt
Organism: Gossypium raimondii (Peruvian cotton)
Lineage: Eukaryota; Viridiplantae; Streptophyta; Magnoliopsida; Malvales; Malvaceae
Product: secreted RxLR effector protein 161-like
Exons: 1
Coding region: 1-513 (170 amino acids)
Source: RefSeq, a predicted model, not a curated record
AUGAUUAAGAUUCCAUAUGCUUCGACUAUUGGAUCUAUCAUGUAUGUCAUGCUAUGUACUCGCCCAGAUGUAUCAUAUGCUUUAAGCAUGACAAGUCGGUACCAAGUUGAUCCCAGUGAAAGUCAUUGGGUCAUAGUUAAAAAUAUCCUUAAGUUCUUGAGAAGGACUAAGGAUACAAUCCUUAUAUAUAGAGGAGAGAAAGAGCUCAGUGUAAAAGGUUACACUGAUGCUAACUUCCAACCUGACAAGGAUAAUUCACGAUCACAAUCGAGUUUUGUGUUUUGCCUUAAUGGUGGCGUUGUGAGUUGGAAAAGUUUAAAUCAAGAUACAGUAGCUAAUUCUAUAAUUGAGGCCGAGUACAUUGCAGCUACUGAGGUUGCAAAAGAGAUUGUUUGGAUCAAGAAGUUUAUAUCUGAACUAGGGGUUGUGCCUAACAUAUCACAUGCUAUAGAACUUCAUUGUGACAGCAACGGAGCUAUUGCACAAGGAAAGGAACCCAGAUCUCACCAGUGA